CCUUUCUUACCUAAACAAAACUCUUGUGUCAGAGUGUGUUUAUUUGAACUGUUCGUUGACUCUUCGUAGUUUUGAAAGUCUUGUGUCAGAAUGUGUUGAAACUUUAGUCUUUUUGAAUGUUGAAACUCCUUGUCCCAGGGCGUGCUGUGUAGAAACUGCUCAUCAUUUCAUUACAACUUUAUUUGUUUAUUUCUGAACCUAAAAAAUACAUUCAUUUCUUUUCAUCUCUUGUCUUCAGUGGCCACCAACUUUGUGUUUGUCUGUAACUCUGGGCAUUGUACAGCUUUAUAGAAGAACGAAAACCUCCAGGAGGCAAGCUGUUUAUAUCUGUAGACAAUACUAGACAUAUGUACUACAGGCUGCAUGGAGAUUAUUUUAUAAAGAAUACCAUUGUACUUUGUUUCACCUAUGCACACCUGUGACUAAAUGAACGAGCUGAUGAGAUGCAGACGUCAUCCAGUGUGAUAGUUAAGCAGGUCGUACACAAGGCUGACACGGGACGAAAUCGAGGCCGACAUUGAUCAAUGCAUUUUACUAUAUUAUUACGUCAUCAAUAUCUGUUGUUCUAUAUACGUUACUCAUUCACGAGGAGAGUAAAUAAGGUCACAUGAGCUUGAAACAAAUAACAGCGGUGUCCUUGUGUUGAUAUGCAGGACAAAAUGGUGACGUAUUUAUUGAUGUGUUCUACAGUGCUAUGGAUAAGUGGGGGUUGGGUCGGCGCUAGGACAUUUUUGCCACCAUCGUGGAAGAAUGUCUGUAACAUCAAUAUUACGCGCUUGGGGCUCGCUCCUGAUGCGAGGCCUUCUGAUGGUACCACGGUGGUGGAGUCCAACUGCACCAUCAGGCCUUCUGACGCACACCCUUGGCGACUAAAUGACUUGAAAAACUGGACUCUCCAUGAGAAGAUCAACCUCAAUACAGUCCCCGGCAAGAGGGAGAUCGUGUACAAGCUUAGGGUGACCUGCGAGGGCGGCGCCAACAUUUCUCUCCCUUGGCCGAUGAAGAUCACGGGCCUUGAAGAGCUAGUUGUCUCCUCCUGUGUCUUGCUGGAUCGUUACGCCAAUUUCAGGAACCCUGUCGACGUCGACCAGCCCGAUGAGAUGCGGAUUCUUGAUCUUCAUGAUUCACAAUGGUUGGUGGGUAAAACCAAUGACAUACUGUCGCAGUCACAAGGUUCAAUGAACAUCAACAUAUCCGACACAUACGAGUGCGGCCAUGAUGACACACUGGAGAUUUUCAUCCUCAGGAACAUUUCAGACAUCCUAGACACGGACAUCUUGACUGUUGAAAUCCCGCUGAACAGAAGCACCACUACCAAAAAAGUUGCAGAGCUUAUGAAUCCGCUUCCAGGUGAGCUCGUUGACGACGUCAAUGUUUCCGGCACGGUAAAGCCCGAAACGAGGCUGAUGAAGGACGCCGAGAAAGUCAUCUCAGACCAGAUCAAUUCCAAUACAGAUGUACUUAAGGCCAAACUGCUGCAGCAGAACCUUCAGAAGUCAACCCCGAAGAGCAACACAAGUGAUGCUCGAGUAGCUGAAGAGAAUUUCUUGGAUCUUCUGCAGAAAGUCUUUAACACUAGAGCACAGUGCAAUUACAUCAAGCUCAGGCACUUGGAUGAAAGCGUGGCGAUACUUACCCCCGUAACUCUUUUCGAGUUCCUCGUCAAGGAUGCCCUUUACCCAGUGCUCGAGCAUAUGAAUUUUUCCACUAUCGGGAUUACCACUUUCCCUCGGGAACUUUCCGAGUGGCGGCGGUUUUUCCCGAAGCUGACUUACAUAGACUUGUCCAACAAUUUCAUCUCGCAGGUGCAGUUCCAGAAUUUUCCUUCCAAGAAAGACACCGGGGUGGUGACAUUCAAUCUGCAACGCAAUAACAUUACCGUGAUCAAUAUGGAUGUGUUGAAUUCAUGGGCGGAUAUAGAAAAACUGGAGGUGGAUAUAAGAAACAACCCGAUCCACUGUGGAUGUGAACUGGAAAGCUUCUUGCCCCAUCUCCAGGAUACAACUACAUUCAUUGGAAGACUUGCUCCGUAUGAGUACGUCAAGGAAAUGGAGUGUUCGACUCCUGACGCUCUUAAAGGGAGAAAACUUUAUUCCUUAGUACACUCUUCUCUCCCUUGCCCCGUGUAUGAAAACCAUCAAGUCGCUCUGAUAGCGCUCGGGGUCACGCUGUCUUUCUUGCUCGUCCUUGUCAUCAUUCUCGUCCGGUACAAGUUUGAGAUUCGGAUCCUGCUCUACACUCGCCUUCACGUGCGUCUCCCCUGCGAUGCAGACGAGCUGCGCCACAGCAAGACGUACGACGCCUUCAUAUCUUAUAGUAAUGACGAUGACAGCUGGGUGUUCGAGAACUUGGUCAAGUUCCUGGAGAACUCGUCCGUUCCCACCUCCAGUCAGCCUACCAGCAACGGAACCGCCCAUGCCAAGGAUAUUGAGAGCAAGCAAAGGCCGAACAGCGCCAAAACAAAGCCGUUCAGGCUUUGCAUCCACCAGCGAGAUUUCGUUCCAGGGAAAACAAUCUUUGACAAUAUCGUGGACUCCAUAGAGGCCAGCAGACACACCAUCAUAGUUCUCUCCCCUAGUUUUAUGAAGAGCCACUGGGCUAUGGAAGAGUUGCGGCAGGCGUACCGGCAAAGUCUGGUAGAGAAAACUCGACAUUUAGUUGUCCUAUUGCUUCACAAGGUCCCAAAAGAGGAAAUGGAUCCACUGAUAGCUCGCUGUUGUAAGACGUUCACCUACCUGGACGUGAAUGACACACUGUUUAGAGACCGUCUGAUAUUUUCACUCACCACGAAAGAUAACAGUACCAGGAAGAGAGACAAAUUGAUGUCCAAAAGAAAGUCUGCGGCCAAACAUAACAAGCGUCCAGAGCCUCCCUCACCGGCCCAGCUUGAGUCAGGGGCCUACGACAACGUGGCAUACUUCCCUCCAGCCUCACGUCCACCAGAUUCGAACCGUAGGAUGUCCAGCCAUUUGUCCAGUGCCCCCAAUUCGUCAGUGAUCCAAAAUGGAUCCAAAGAAAAGAUAACUCCAAAUUCAUCUCAACGCAUAGACUCAACAACUUCCUCCCAGAUGGAGUCUGGAGUGUAUGAUAGCAUCGUGUAUUAUCCUCAGGUCAGCCAUCCUCCAGAGCCACUUAGGGUACUGUCCAACAUGUCCACCUCGUCCACGUCCUCCCUCAUUCGAUAAGUCGCCUUCCUAUGAUCAUCUUUGUACUCGGACAUAUUCACAUUGAAUUGACCUUGACCCCCCUGCUUCUUUGAUGAAGAAGUUCUUCAGAAAGAGCUUCACAUUUGCUGCAGAAGGAAUCGUAACAAUGUCAGAGCAAGAGAUCGAGAAGACAAGUAAUAGAUGGUCUCUGUGGACAUCAGUAAAUUCAGUGAUUGACUGGAGUGAUACAAACAAUAAUGUUUGCUAGUCGUGGACUCUUGAGAGAGACGGAAAGUCUGGGCAAAACAUUUCUCCAAAUGCAAGAGACUUAGAACAAAGUUCAAAUCUGGACAAGAGCGAUGUGAAAUCGUAAGACAUUCACUGUGCGAUUCUUUCUCGGAGGUUUGUGAUGUUAGUAAGUGCUUCUUACUUUCCUUCGUAUCAUGCAGACCAACUUUGCUCUUUCGAAAAUUGACACUGCAUGCUACUGAUUCCAAUUAUGCAGCAUUUGCAGAUUAAGGUCUGAACCCGUGAUUCUAAGCCAAGUGCUAUACAGCCAUUUCAUUUCCACUUCAAUUGCAACGAAAAUAUCUGCUGUUUUUUCAAUUGACUUGUUUCUAUUAACUAUGUAGGUUGUUUUUUUACUGGAUACAGGAAACAUUAAGUGACCUUAAGUCUAGUCAUGUAAUUUUAUUCAUGUUUUUUAAAACCUAGAUCUAUGUUUAUCAAAACAUUUUUUUGUGGCUGACAAAAGAUCUAAACGAGAAAAGGAGUCAACUUCAGAUCUCCGGAUCUUUACUUUACCAAAUAUAUCUAAUAAUCGAGAUUAAAGGAUGAUUUAAUUGUCAAUUGUUUAUAUUGUAGACGUUCUGAAAUUGAGAUUAGUGCGUCCUAAUUUUCUACAAGUUGUUUUUAUAUAUUUGCCAUGAUGACUAUUUAGCGGAAGUUCAUUGCCUCACAUAGAUCAUUGUAUCACAAAGGGAGAGGGGAGAUCAUUGUAUCACAAAGGGAGAGGAGAGAUCAUUGCCACGUGUAGGGAGAGAUCAUAAAGUCAUCUAUAGAAAGAUAAAUCAUCAUCUUUGUAUGUACUACAGAAAGUUUGUACGUGAUCUGAUUAGAUUAUUUAUGUACAGCUGUAUAUUGUCGCAUACAAUUAUUGUUGCAUCUGUAUAGAUUAGUAUUCGCAUGACAUAAUUCGCUAAGAUUUAUGAAUAUGCAAACAACUUUGAGAAUGUUCUAUUAGUUUAAACUAUGUUCACAAAAUGCUCGAGUAAAAUAACAUCUAUAUCCCAA
Molecule: messenger RNA, 4439 nt
Organism: Biomphalaria glabrata
Lineage: Eukaryota; Metazoa; Mollusca; Gastropoda; Planorbidae
Exons: 5
Coding region: 648-3185 (845 amino acids)
Biological process (GO): toll-like receptor signaling pathway; immune response
Cellular component (GO): membrane
Molecular function (GO): transmembrane signaling receptor activity
Source: RefSeq, a predicted model, not a curated record